This is a messenger RNA of Malaclemys terrapin pileata, 906 nucleotides long. RefSeq names its product trace amine-associated receptor 2-like. Bases 1 to 906 code for a protein of 301 amino acids. Gene Ontology annotation, biological process: G protein-coupled receptor signaling pathway. The record is from RefSeq and is a predicted model, not a curated record. The transcript is spliced from 2 exons. Gene Ontology annotation, molecular function: trace-amine receptor activity. Gene Ontology annotation, cellular component: membrane. Lineage: Eukaryota; Metazoa; Chordata; Testudines; Emydidae.
AUGUCCAGGUCAUCAGGUGUUCGAGGUGCAAUGUAUUUGUUCAUGACUGGAGUCAUCUUCAUCACUGUCCUUGGAAAUCUUGUCUUAUCUUGGAAAUCUUCAAUCUCCUAUUUCAAACAGCUUCACUCUCCAACCAACUUCUUGAUUCUGUCCAUGGCUAUUAUAGACUUUCUUUUGGGAUUCACCAUUAUGCCCUACAGCAGGGAUGGCAUGAUCAUAUCUGUGGAGAACUGCUGGUAUUUUGGGAUCACCUUCUGCAAAGUCCACUAUAGUUUUAAUCUGAUGCUCUGUUUAGUUUCCAUCUUUCAUCUUUGUUCCAUUGCUGUUGAUCACCUUUAUGCUAUCUGUUACCCACUGCAUUAUUCUAGCAAAAUAACUUUUCAUGUGAUAAGGCAAUUGCUAGCAAUUUGUUGGACAGUGCCAGCUGCUUUUGCUUUCGGGAUUGUUUUUUCAGAGGCAUAUGCUUCUGGAAUACAAGGCUAUAAGAUUUUAGUAGCGUGCUCUAGUUUGUGUCCUAUUGUGUUCAACAAACUAUGGGGAACAGUUUUGUUUACAGUAGGUUUGUUUGCGCCCAGCUGUGUCAUGAUAGGGAUAUAUGCAAUUUUUUUUGUAAUAUCCAAAAAGCAUGCGCGUGUUGUGAACAACAUGCCUGAUGAUGCAAACAAUGAUGUUAGAAGUCAACUUUCCAAGAAAAAGGACAGAGAGGCUGCUAUGACUUUGAGUAUAUUUAUGGGGAUGUUCCUAAUAUGCUGGUUUCCAUGUUUCUUUACAUUCUUAAUUGACCCAUUUUUACAUUUCACUACCACUUUAGUUCUGUUUGAUGCUUUAAACUGGUUUGGUUACUUCAACUCUACCUGCAAUCCAUUAAUAUAUGACUUUUUUAUUCAUGAUUUCAGAAAGCAUUGA